Messenger RNA from Diabrotica virgifera virgifera (western corn rootworm), 1585 nucleotides. RefSeq lists its product as uncharacterized. Gene Ontology annotation, biological process: DNA recombination; DNA integration. Lineage: Eukaryota; Metazoa; Arthropoda; Insecta; Coleoptera; Chrysomelidae. The transcript is spliced from 2 exons. Gene Ontology annotation, molecular function: DNA binding. The coding region runs from base 286 to 1098 and encodes 270 amino acids. The record is from RefSeq and is a predicted model, not a curated record.
UGGUAGCGUGCUUGGCUCGCGUGUCGGUGGUCCGGAGUUCAAAUCCUACCGCGCCGGCAAGAACAACUAAUUAGACAUUUUUAAAAUGUUUAUCUACGACUGAUACAUAAUGUAUGUAUUAUACUUGUGGUGUUUGCAAUAUAAUGCCAUAUAAUAAUCCCUUAGGGAUUAAUAGCUAUUAAUCCCUCUGACACAACAAUCACAAAAUUCACCACGGAAACAAAAUAAUCAACCUCAAAAAGUGUCACUGUCAAACGAAUAGUAUAUUUGACAGUUUGUGUUGAGAUGGACGAAAAUGAAGAAUCUUUUAAUUAUACACCACCAGAAAUUGUAAAACUAGCUACAGCAACAGCAUCUACCUUAAUACCUGAGACAUCGAAAUCCAUUUAUAAUAAAACGUACGCAACCUUCAACGAAUGGCGUGUUCGAAACAACGCGAAAUCAUUUUCCGAAAAUGUUCUGCUGGCCUAUUUCGCUGAAUUAAGUGCAAAAUAUAAACCGUCUUCAUUAUGGUCAUUCUAUUCAAUGAUUAAAUCUAUGUUGAGAAUAAACCAUGACGUUGAUCUGGAAAAAUACGGCAAACUAAGAGCGUUUCUAAAGAGAAAAUCGGAAGGAUUUCAAGCAAAAAAGUCUUCCACUCUAACCCCAGAGCAAAUUAGGAAAUUUAUUGACAAAGCUCCUGAUGAAAUUUAUCUUUUACAUAAGGUAAUAUUGAUCAUUGGAAUUAUGGGUGCAUGCCGCUCAAACGAACUUUAUCAAAUGAAUAUAGAAGACGUGAAGGAUCUCCAAACAGAUUUAUUAAUAACAAUCCCCAAGUCUAAAACCAAAAUUGUACGAAAAUUUACCAUAAACAGUACGUUUUACAAUAUUGUGAAGAAAUACAUCGAUCUCCGUCCGUCACAUGUGAAAAUAAAUUCAUUCUUUCUAAAUUAUCAAAAAUCUAAAUAUACAAUACAACGUAUAGGAAAGAACAAAUUUGCAGAUAUUGGUAGGCAGAUUGCCAAAUAUUUAAACUUGCCAAAUCCUCAAAGUUAUACCGGCCAUUGUUAUCGCAGAUCAUCUGCCACUCUGUAUAUAUUGAUGGAGGAGGCGAUUUAACUGGAUUAAAGCGUCAUGGGGGCUGGAAGUCAACACAGGUAGCUGAAGGAUACAUUGAUCAGUCUAUGAGAAACAAGGCAACUACAGCAGAUACUAUCGCUAAAGAGAUAAACGGUAAUGUACCAUCUUCUUGUUCUACAGCAAUCGAGAUCCCAAAUAUUUGUAUUAAAAACUCUACUAAAGUUAAUGAUGAUUCUCAACCAAUUCAGUUUAUUAAUUGUACUAUUACUAAUUUUAAUGUUUUUAACAAAUAAAGUUGUUCAUUAAAAAUCUUAAAUUAAUUAAUUUGUCGUAGAUAAAGUAGAGUAUACUACUCGCAAUAAUGGCUCUCAUUCCCUCGGAAUGUUACUCCCUCGCCGCUAACGCGGCUCGGUUCGUAAAUAUUCCUCGGGAAUAAUAGCCAUCAUUAUUGACUCGUGGUAUAAUCUACUAUUAUAGGCCCCAGGUCGACUCAGCCUGAAUAAAAUGAGUACCUUGGGUAAAACCA